Molecule: messenger RNA, 2179 nt
Organism: Pyrus x bretschneideri (Chinese white pear)
Lineage: Eukaryota; Viridiplantae; Streptophyta; Magnoliopsida; Rosales; Rosaceae
Product: NAD-capped RNA hydrolase DXO1
Biological process (GO): NAD-cap decapping; nuclear-transcribed mRNA catabolic process
Cellular component (GO): cytosol; nucleus
Molecular function (GO): mRNA 5'-diphosphatase activity
Source: RefSeq, a predicted model, not a curated record
UUUCCGGCUCCAAACCACGCACCCCACAUACACAUACACAUACACAUACACAUACACUAUAUACAUACACAGACACAGAAAUCAUUGAAACGAAAAUUCUAAGCAAAACCCACGAAGAUUUUGUCCUCGAUCCUCUUUCGAUGGAUUUUUCAGAACAGCACAAAAAUAUCUUCGGCCCAGACUACGAUGACGACGAUGAUGGUAAUAAACAAGAUGGGGCCCACUCAUCCUCACCGUCUUCGUCAUCGUCGGCUUCGACGUCGUCGUCGGCUUCGUCAUCGUCGGCUUCUUCUUCAUCCAACGAAGGAGGGGAGUCAAGCAGUGGGAAUAGCCCGAGCGCAAGCAGUGGCGGUGGCGCCGGCGGUGGAGGUGAAGAAGAAGUAGAGAAUGGCGAAGAGGCUGAUUAUUCAAACGCUGCCGAGGACGACAAUGAGUACAGCAAUAUGGGUUACUUUGGGGAGGAAGACAGGGAUCUGUUUGGCUCUGACAAUGAAGAUUACUGUAAAACCCCUGCUACUAGUCCUUUCCCUAUUCCUGUAUUGCCUGUCAUACGCAGGACGAAUAAUCAGGGUAGAGGGAAUCCAGGGCGUGGUCGUUGGCAAUCUGGACGUCCAAAUGAUAGAGGCGCAGGCAUCCUUGGUCGAGGCGGACCUUUUCAACAGAGGCAAAAUUUCGGAUAUGGUGGCUCUAAUGGUUAUCGUGAUGAACGUUUUAUCUCGGAAUUAAAACUACUUUCAAAGAGUGAAGAAACACUGUCAAGAAAGGCCGUUGCAUUUCAGGAACCCUGUGAGCUUGCUUGCUAUAGUCGGGUAGAAGGUGGAGAUGUCAGCUUUGACGAUACCAGCUUGAGGCUUUUCAAGCGUCUGAUUACUGAAGAAAUUGGAAGAGAUCUUAAUGAAGGUUAUGAUACUUUUAUUGCGAAGAAAGAUUUGGGCUCUCAAGGUUUUGGUGAUCUUCUCGCCUGCAUAAGAGACAAGAAUAUUCCUCUUCAAAACAUUCAUUUUGUGACUUAUCGCAACAAUCUAAAUAAGAUAUUGGCCACUUUUUAUAACAAAAGGGAUCCUUGGGAGAUGGGAGUACAUAAAAGAAAUGGGGUUGUCUAUCUUGAUGUGCAUAAACUACCUGAAAGGCCACAGACUGAGUUGGAUCGAAGAAGGUGUUACUGGGGGUAUUGUUUUGAGAGUCUUGCCACUGAAGAUCCAGGAAGAGGCGAUGGACCGAUACAUCAUGUUGAUGCCAAUGUUGAAUACUGUUCUGUGAUCAAAACAAAAUUAGGGGCUCAUCGUAUUCUGAUGGGUGCUGAAAUGGAUUGCUGUGAUUCAACUGAUGAUGGAAGGAGGUUUUAUGUGGAAUUAAAGACAAGCCAUGAGUUGGACAACCAUAAGAUAGAGUACGAGUUUGAGAAAGAAAAGCUCCUCAAAUUUUGGAUUCAAUCAUUCUUAGCGGGUGUUCCCUAUAUCGUCAUUGGAUUUAGGAACGAUGCAGGUCAACUUGUCCGCACAGAGAGACUAAGAACUAAAGAUAUAACACACAGAGUGAAAAUGAAGAACUACUGGCAGGGAGGAGUUUGCUUGGCAUUUGCUGAUGAGGUAUUAUGCUGGCUCUAUGGGACGGUAAAAGAGAAUGAAGACUACAUAUUGCAGUUUACUCAUCCUUUCCAACGUUUGGAGCUUUUACAAGCCCAAUCUUGCCCAGAAGAAAUCACUAACCAUGUUCAGCAGCUGUAGACGUUGAGUGACGCGCGCCAUAUUAAGUAGAGACUGAAAUCGGGAGUGGGAGUCCUAUUAUUGACUGUGCAUCUCCCCCGGUUGUUCUUGCUUCAAAUUACUUGCGCCUCUUCGAGGCACAAAAUGCAGUGUUAUUCUCAUGAUCAACGACCCCAAAAUUGCUGUUUGACAAUCGCAUUCCCUUUUUAUGUCUGAUGGCUCAUAUCAUUGUAAUGCUGCUGAGAACAACACCAAUCGAGAGAAUAAUAUGUAACCUCUUUUGCACGUUUUUCUUGCUGAUUUAUUACUGUAGGAACACAUCAAGGUUAAGUAGGCAAAAGGACUUGCCAUCUUAUAGUAAUUAAGUCGACACUUGAAUCGACUUUGUGCUUUUCAUGACUGCUCUAGACAGUGGCGCGUAAGUGCAAGAGCGAGAUUAUGACGAGUCUUUCGGCUGAAAUGAUCAGUUUUUG